UUUUCCCACAAUUUUCCCCCUGACUUUUCCCCGCUUUCCCCUGUCCCUAAUCCCGGGAUUUUCCCGUUUUUCCCAGAAAAAGGACCCGGCCCAGUUCCUGCAGGUGCACGGCCGGGCCUGCAAGGUUCACCUGGACUCCGCCGUGGCCCUGGCGGCCGAGAGCCCCGUCAACAUGAUGCCCUGGCAGGGAGACACCAACAACAUGAUCGACAGGUUCGACGUCCGUGCUCACCUGGAUUUCAUCCCCAUGUACACCCCGGCCCUGCUCAGCCCCACCUCACCGGAGCAGGAGUCGGACGAGCGCAAAUGCAACUACGAGCGGUAUCGGGGCCUGGUGCAGAACGACUUCGCUGGCAUCUCGGAGGAGCAGUGCCUGUACCAGAUCUACAUCGACGAGCUCUACGGGGGCCUGCAGAAACCCAACGAGGAUGAGAAGAAAAAGUGAGGGGGAAAAAAAAGUCAGAAUUCCUGGGAAUUCCAGCUGGGAAAUCACCGGGAAUGCACCCCCACACUCUCGGGAAUGAUCCUAAUUCUGGGAUAACGCCCCCAAUCCCAGUUUUUCCCCUCACUCCUUUGCUGGAAUCUCCCCCAAAAUCGUCCUGGGAAGGGCUCCUGGUUUUGUCUGGGGGGUUCUGGCUUGGGAUUCCCAUUUUCCCUCAGAAUUCCUGCUUGUAUUUCCCAUUUUCCCUCAGAAUUCCCCCUCAGAAUUCCCAUUUUCCCUCAUAAUUCCCCCUCAGAAUUCUCAUUUCCCCUCACAAUUCCCAUUUUCCCUCACAAUUUCCUCUCAGAAUUCCCAUUUUGCCUCACAAUUCCCCCUCACAAUUCCCCUUUUCCCUCAUGAUUCCCAUUUCCCCUCAGAAUUCCCAU
This is a messenger RNA of Pyrgilauda ruficollis (rufous-necked snowfinch), 867 nucleotides long. Its product is annotated as CLK4-associating serine/arginine rich protein-like. Lineage: Eukaryota; Metazoa; Chordata; Aves; Passeriformes; Passeridae. The transcript is spliced from 4 exons. The record is from RefSeq and is a predicted model, not a curated record. The annotation marks the transcript as partial.